CAGAGGUCCCCGGCGGCGGAAGUUGUCACUUCCAGAGAGACGCUGCCCACGCCGUGCACCCGGCAGUAAGCUCGUCAUGGCGAUGGGAGGAGGUGGUGGCGUCCCGGAGCAGGAGGACUCCGUGUUAUUCCGGCGCGGCACAGGCCAGAGUGAUGAUUCUGACAUUUGGGAUGAUACAGCAUUGAUAAAAGCUUAUGAUAAAGCUGUGGCUUCGUUUAAGCACGCUCUAAAGAAUGGUGACAUUUCUGAAGCUUCAGAUAAACCAAAAGGCACACCUAAAAGAAAACCUGCUAAGAAGAAUAAAAGCCAAAAAAAGAAUGCUACAACACCCCUGAAGCAGUGGAAAGUUGGUGACAAAUGUUCUGCCAUUUGGUCAGAAGACGGCUGCGUUUACCCAGCUACCAUUGCUUCAGUUGAUUUUAAGAGAGAAACCUGCGUUGUGGUUUAUACCGGAUAUGGAAAUAGGGAGGAGCAAAAUAUGUCUGAUCUACUUUCCCCAGCCUCUGAAGUAGCUAAUAAUAUAGAACAGAAUGCUCAGGAGAAUGAAAACGAGAGUCAAAUUUCAACAGAUGAAAGUGAGAACUCCUCCUCCAGGUCUCCUGGAAAUAAACCCAAUAACAUCAAGUCAAAAGCUGCUCCAUGGAACUCUUUUCUCCCUCCACCGCCCCCCAUGCCAGGAUCGGGACUGGGACCAGGAAAGCCUGGUCUAAAAUUCAGUGGCCCACCACCACCUCCACCACCACCACACUUCUUAUCAUGCUGGCUGCCUCCAUUUCCUUCUGGACCACCAAUAAUUCCCCCACCACCUCCCAUAUGUCCAGAUUCUUUUGAUGAUGCUGAUGCUUUGGGAAGUAUGUUAAUCUCUUGGUACAUGAGUGGCUAUCAUACUGGUUACUAUAUGGGUUUCAAACAAAACCAAAAAGAAGGAAGGUGCUCACAUUUCAAUUAAAGAGAAGCAAGUGAAGUCAUGAGAGAUUCAAAAUGGGAAAAUUACAUGGCAGAUAAAAAACAAUCUGGAGAAUUCUGAGUUAAUUUCACUGUAAAAUAUCAAACAUUUCAGCAAUUAGAGAAAAUUCCAAAUUCCUGUCAGAAUUAGCCACAUAAUUAUCCUUUUUCAACAAUAACAGAGUUAAAACAAAGCUGAUCCAUGAUGUAAUAAUCAAAGAAUUGGUCCACUCUGAGCUUAAAGGUUCAGGUUCUCCAACUAACUGGUGAGCUGCGUGAACUUGGACACUCUCCAGGGAUCAGUUUUCUCUUUUAUAAAGUAAGAGCACAGACUCCGUAAGGUCUCCAAUUUUGCACAAAACAUUUACACAGUAGAAAUACUAUACAAAGAAACAAAAGCAGUGACAAAUCU
Messenger RNA from Lutra lutra (Eurasian river otter), 1357 nucleotides. Its product is annotated as survival motor neuron protein. The transcript has 9 exons. Gene Ontology annotation, molecular function: RNA binding. Bases 77 to 949 code for a protein of 290 amino acids. Gene Ontology annotation, cellular component: cytoplasm; precatalytic spliceosome; nucleus. Lineage: Eukaryota; Metazoa; Chordata; Mammalia; Carnivora; Mustelidae. The record is from RefSeq and is a predicted model, not a curated record. Gene Ontology annotation, biological process: regulation of alternative mRNA splicing, via spliceosome; mRNA processing.